CUCUCUUCACACCACAAUAUUGCACAACUCUCUUCUCUCUCUCCAAAAUGAUCACCACAUGACUCAAAAACUCUCUCUCUACCUCCUCUAUUUUCCAUUUACAAAUUCUCACUCUCAUACUCAUUGAUUGCCACAAACUCUCUCUUAAAUUUUUUGGCCACCAUUUGCUUCAAUGUCCAUCUUAUCUCAACACCACCACUCCCCUCUUACGUCCCUCCACUAUGCCAGCCCGCGCCACCGCCACCGCCACCGCCAACACCUCCCCAGCCCCAGCCGUGUCCAUUGCUCAACCACUACCACCACCACCACAACCACUACCAAACCCAAGCACAACCCUGCAAAGCUAGUCAUUGAACCAUCGCGGCUCCAAACACCGCCAAUAUUCAACGACCCAAGUCUGCAAUCAACCAAACCCAAGCACAACCCUGCGAAGCUAGUCAUUGAACCAUCGCGGCUCCAAACACCGCCAAUAUUCAAUGACCCAAGUCUGCAAUCAACAUGGUCUCACCGUGCUUGGGUGGCUUGCGGGUGCACUACCGUGCUUGUUUCUCUAGCAAAAUGUGUCACCGCUGCAGCCAAUUCACACAUGUGGCUCGAACCCAUUUUGGCUGGCCUGGUUGGGUAUGUGCUAGCGGACCUCGGCUCCGGUGUCUACCAUUGGGCCAUCGACAACUACGGAGGCUCCACAACCCCUGUUUUCGGUUCCCAAAUAGAAGCAUUUCAAGGUCACCAUAAGUGGCCAUGGACAAUCACACGGCGUCAGUUCGCCAACAACAUACAGGCCCUCGCUCGAGCAGUUACCUUCACUGUGCUUCCCAUAGAUCUCGCUUUCAACAGCCCGGUACUACAUGGGUUUGUGGCUGUAUGUUCCGGUUGUAUUAUGUUUAGCCAGCAAUUCCAUGCUUGGGCCCACAGCACGAAGAGCCGCCUCCCGCCACCAGUGUUGGCCUUGCAGGAUGCCGGAGUGCUUGUGUCCCGGUCACAACACGCAGCACACCACCGGCAGCCUUAUAACAACAACUACUGCAUAGUGAGUGGUGUGUGGAAUGAAUUUUUGGACGAGCAUAAAGUGUUUGAGGCAUUGGAGAUGGUCGUGUUCUUCAAGCUUGGGGUUCGACCACGGUCCUGGACUGAGCCUAACUUGGACUGGGCUGAGGAGAUAGAAACUCCUCAAAUACUUCGCACUCCAUUGAUUUAGUUUUUAUUCUUUUUCUCAUAUCUAUUCAUCUUGCUAAAAUGCAAGGUUUGUCAAUGGUGUUGUUCAAAAAUUGGAUGGAAGACACCCAUUUUAUCACCAUACAAUAUAUUGUUUUCUCUCACUAUUUUCUUGAUAA
This is a messenger RNA of Camellia sinensis, 1334 nucleotides long. Lineage: Eukaryota; Viridiplantae; Streptophyta; Magnoliopsida; Ericales; Theaceae. The record is from RefSeq and is a predicted model, not a curated record.